GAGCGCAGAAAUUUAACCCAUUGGCCAUUGCCCUCUCAUCGUCUCCUCGCUUCAACAACCACUAUAAAUUGCUGUUUAUGCACUUUCUCUUUCGUGUGGUUCAGAAAAUCCCUUGUAAGAUAAGGCUGUGAAUAAACAAGCCUUCAAAGAAUCAUAUUUCAAAACCCUUUGCGUCUACGUUGAUCUGUUUUUGUUGUUUUUUGUCUUCUCUUUUAAGUGAAUGUGUUUUCGAUGCGAAGGGUGGAGGUUUCGGAAUUGUUAAACCAUGGCAGAGAUCGAGAACGAGUCCGAGGACGCGGCGUCGUCGUCGGAGGUGAACCUGUUUGGGAAAUACGAGCGGGGGAAGCUGCUGGGCUACGGUGCCUUCGCGAAGGUGUACCACGCGCGGAACGUGGGAACAGGGCAGAAUGUGGCGGUCAAGGCUGUGAGUAGGCAAAAGGUUCUCAAAGGCGGGCUCACGGCGAAUGUUAAGCGGGAGAUCGCUAUCAUGCACCGGAUGCACCAUCCGCACAUCAUGAAGCUCCACGAGGUCCUCGCCACCAAGACCAAGAUCUACUUCGUCAUGGAGUUCGCCAAGGGAGGCGAGCUGUUCGGGAAGAUAGCCAAGGGACGCUUCAGCGAGGAUCUCAGCCGUCAGUACUUCCAGCAGCUGAUCUCCGCUGUCGGAUACUGCCACUUGCAAGGGGUAUUCCACCGAGACCUCAAGCCCGAGAAUCUCCUCCUCGACGAGAACUGGAACCUGAAGGUCUCCGAUUUCGGACUCAGCGCCGUCACGGAACAGAUCCGAUCCGACGGGCUGCUCCACACGCUGUGCGGGACACCCGCCUACGUGGCGCCUGAGAUUCUCUCCAAGAAAGGCUACAAUGGUGCGAAGGCGGAUAUCUGGUCAUGCGGUGUCAUAUUGUAUGUUUUGAACGCCGGUUACUUGCCGUUCAACGACCCGAAUCUCAUGGUGAUGUACCGGAAGAUAUACAAGGGCGAGUUCCGGUUCCCGAAAUGGACUUCACCGGCUCUGCGGCUACUCAUUUCGCGGCUUCUCGACACGAACCCCGAGACGAGGAUUACCGUCGAUGAGAUCAUCCAGGACCCUUGGUUCAGGCAGGGUUACAAGGACAUCAAGUUGCAUGACGAAUACGUGGACGGUUUUGAUCUGAAGGACGACGGGGACGAGGAGUGCGCAAAGCACAUGAACGCCUUCGAUUUGAUCUCGUUUUCGUCCGGUUUCGACCUGACCAGUUUGUUCAGCGACUCUGAUAUUUCGGUCCGUGGGGAGCGGUUCUUAUCGGAGGAGACACCGGGGAGGAUAAUCGAACGAAUCUGUGAGGUAGCGGAGACGGAGAAUGUGGUGGUGACGAAGAAGGAUUGGGGGGUAAAGUUGGAGGGGCAGAAUGGAAAUUUCGUGGUGGUUAUAAAGGUUUACCGGUUAACGGGUAGUCUAGUGGUCGUUGAGAUCCGGAAGAGGGAGAGCGACAUUGGACCUGGCCUACAAAUUUGGAAACAUAAGUUAAGGCCACAGCUCGAUGAUUUGGUCUAUCAACCGCAAACCCCGGUUCCCGGUGAAUAAAGUGUAAUCAGGGUUCUGUGUUAUUUUAUUGUAAUUAUGGAUAUCAUUUAUUGGUGGAGGCUUGGAGCAGCCAGAGGGUCCACCAUGCAUCAUCCUAGUUUUAAACUUUAAACAAUGGAUGAGCAUCCAUUCUAGAACUAGCAAUGCUAUUUCAAGGCUAUAUAACCGUCAUAUAAAUGGAAGGAUGUCUUUAGGGUGGUUUAA
This is a messenger RNA of Corylus avellana, 1768 nucleotides long. Its product is annotated as CBL-interacting serine/threonine-protein kinase 14. Gene Ontology annotation, biological process: signal transduction; protein phosphorylation. Gene Ontology annotation, molecular function: protein serine/threonine kinase activity; ATP binding. The record is from RefSeq and is a predicted model, not a curated record. Lineage: Eukaryota; Viridiplantae; Streptophyta; Magnoliopsida; Fagales; Betulaceae.